Alnus glutinosa is the source of this 2451-nucleotide messenger RNA. Its product is annotated as transcription factor HBP-1b(c38)-like. Bases 652 to 2052 code for a protein of 466 amino acids. Gene Ontology annotation, biological process: DNA-templated transcription; regulation of DNA-templated transcription. The transcript is spliced from 11 exons. Lineage: Eukaryota; Viridiplantae; Streptophyta; Magnoliopsida; Fagales; Betulaceae. Gene Ontology annotation, molecular function: sequence-specific DNA binding; DNA-binding transcription factor activity. The record is from RefSeq and is a predicted model, not a curated record.
UAGUGUAAAAUACUGUACAGUCUGUACUCCGAAAUAUACGAUCAAAAAGUCAAAGUAAUAUAGGAGGGAGUAUAUAUCUGGAAGAAAGGCUCACUGGUUAGGGUUUUCAGGUUUCUCGGGGCUCCUCUCGCUGUUUCAGUUUCUGGGUAUUGCUCAGAGAGUCAUAAUAAGUAUUUCUAGAGCUGGGUCUUCUGCCAUAUGUGUUGGAAUACUCUGUUUUUCGCUUCAAGUUUUGGGUUUUCUAUGCAGUUUCUGGUGGUUCUGGGGGUUUGAAGAGGUAGUUGGUGGUUUUGUGAAUUUGGUGUCUGAAGGGUUUGUUCAGGUUUGAAGGGUCUUUUUCUCUACUUUUAGUUUCUGGGUCUUCGGACAACUAUGUUGUGUUGGUGAAUUUAAGGUUUUGAAGGUUUAUUCUUUCGUUAGGUUGGUAUUUGGAUUUGGGUUUGUGUUUGUGUUUUAGCUUGUAUCUUUUUGGUGCUUCUCUAAGUCUACGGACUAGGAGGUGAUGAAGUGGUAGUUCGGCUUUGCUCGAGAAGCUAGUUGCAGUCUAUGAUUUAGGAGUUUCUAGUUACUUUGGUUUUGCAAAGGGCUUUGAGAUUUCUGGUUUUGUUUUGGGUGGAUAGGUGAAGGUGUUGUUGAUGAUGAUGUUGAUACAUGGGUAGUAGAAAGGGGAAGGCUGGUGCAAAAGAUGAUAAUAAAGUUAUGACCGGGAUGCCGAGCUUCGUUCCUGCAAUACCCACUUCCAAUUCCCUUGGCACAGAAGGAAACACCAUUCGUUCCUCUCGAAUUUCGGACUUUGGAACAUUUGAGCAAUCACUUGGAUUUCGUGUAGAGGAUGCUGUUGACCUAAAUCCUGUAUAUAGCCAGAUGAAGUCAAGUAGCCAGGCUCUAGGUACAGACGUUCAAUUUGCCACUUUAAAUAAGUCACUUGCAUCGUCAGAUAUGAAUCUGUCAGCUGCUAUUGCGGGGUCUCACAUGUUACAACUACGAAAAGAACCACAAGCGAAUCUGGUUUCAACAUCUGGUGGCCAUCGCGAAAACUGGGGAGAGUCCACUAUGGCAGAAGCAAGCCCAAGGACUGAUACCUCAACGGAUGACACAGAUGACAAGAAUCAAAGGCAUGAAAGGGGUCUAUCAAUUGUUGUUGCAGCCUCUGAUUCCAGUGACAAAUCAAAAGAGAAAUCUGGGGAUCAAAAAACAUUACGCCGACUUGCUCAAAAUCGUGAAGCUGCGAGAAAGAGCCGAUUAAGAAAAAAGGCAUAUGUGCAACAGCUUGAGAGUAGCCGGCUAAAGCUAACCCAACUUGAGCAAGAGCUCCAACGAGCCCGUCAGCAGGGAAUAUUCAUUUCGAGCUCAGGAGAUCAAUCCCAUUCAAUGAGUGGAAAUGGCGCCUUGGCAUUUGACGUAGAGUAUGCACGGUGGCAAGAGGAGCACAAUAAGCAGAUAAAUGAGCUGAGGACUGCAGUCAAUUCACAUGCGGGUGACACUGAGCUUCGCACCAUUGUUGACAAUGUUGUUGCGCACUUUGAUGACAUUUUCAGGCUGAAAGGCACUGCAGCGAAAGCUGAUGUUUUCCACAUCUUGUCAGGAAUGUGGAAGACACCAGCUGAGCGGUGUUUUUUGUGGAUUGGAGGCUUCCGAUCAUCUGAACUCCUCAAGCUUCUUGUGAAUCAAUUGGAGCCUUUAACUGAGCAACAAUUGGUAGGCAUCUACAACUUGCAGCAAUCAUCCCAGCAGGCUGAAGAUGCUCUGUCACAAGGCAUGGAGGCAUUGCAGCAAUCACUGGCUGACACGUUGGCUAAUGGUUCACCUAGCCCAUCAGGAACAUCUGGGAAUGUGGCAAACUAUAUGGGUCAAAUGGCCAUGGCCAUGGGAAAGCUUGGAACACUUGAGGGGUUCCUACGCCAGGCUGAUAAUCUGCGUCAACAAACACUACAACAAAUGCACCGAAUUUUGACGACCAGGCAAUCGGCACGCGCGCUUCUUGCAAUAAAUGACUACUUCUCUCGUCUUCGAGCCCUCAGUUCUCUCUGGCUUGCCCGGCCACGAGAAUGAGAAGCACACAAGUCCCCUUGAUGAAGUUAUUCUGUAGACUAAAUUAUCACCAAGCUUUGAGUUGCUGGAGGAUCAGCCAUAUGAUUCACCAUUAAGCGGGACUGCAGCUGUUCUUUGGCUUGAUAUUCCUCCUUUUGGGAGCCGGUUGUGCAGUGAGGUCACAUUUGUUGUUGAUAUAGUUGCCAUCUGAAGUUCUAGUGUCAUAUAUGUUUACUAGGUCUUUGAUUCUCAUUUCUUAUGUUUAAAACUAUAGUGCCAAUAAUCUGAUUAUGUUUAGAUGUUUAAUAGAACGGGGAAGGAAAAUAGGGUAGUGUUUGUAAUGUAGGUUACAGCUCUCAAUUUGUAUACCAGAAUCAGAUUAUAUAUUGGUGGAAGAGUCCCUUUUGGGGUGUUUGGACA